Molecule: messenger RNA, 930 nt
Organism: Spea bombifrons (plains spadefoot toad)
Lineage: Eukaryota; Metazoa; Chordata; Amphibia; Anura; Pelobatidae
Product: chymotrypsin-like elastase family member 1
Exons: 8
Coding region: 32-829 (265 amino acids)
Biological process (GO): proteolysis
Molecular function (GO): serine-type endopeptidase activity
Source: RefSeq, a predicted model, not a curated record
CACUUCACAUUUUACUGACCACAGUAGGACCAUGUUGAGGCUUCUUGUGCUAGCGGCUCUUGUCCUUUGUGGACAAUGUUACGAUGGUGUCCAGUUUAUGGAGGAUAAUACACGUGUGGUAGGAGGAACCAAUGCUGCUAAAAAUGCAUGGCCAUGGCAGAUUUCUCUCCAGUAUCAGUCUGGAAGCAGCUGGUAUCACACCUGUGGUGGUUCCCUGAUUCGUGCUAACCGUGUCCUAACCGCAGCUCACUGCGUAGACAGAACCGUUAGCUUCCGUGUUGCCUUGGGAGAACACAACCUAAGCCAAAAUGAUGGAACAGAGCAGGUUAUCUCUGUGUCAAGGAUUGUAAAACACGCUAGCUGGAACCCCAACAAUGUGGCAAAUGGAUACGACAUUGCCAUCCUGUACUUGGCCUCCAAUGCUGUCCUGAACAGCUAUGUGAAAUUGGCUGCACUGCCCAGUGAUGGAGCCGUCCUGGCCAACAAUUAUGGCUGUAUUAUUACCGGAUGGGGCAGAACCAGCACCAAUGGCUCCCUCCCCUCCAUCCUCCAGCAGGCCCCUCUCCCUGUGGUUGCCCAUUCUACCUGCUCCACCAGCUCCUACUGGGGAAGCACAGUGAAGACCACCAUGGUGUGCGCUGGUGGGGAUGGAGUAACUGCUGGAUGCAACGGUGAUUCCGGCGGACCUCUCAACUGUGCCGUCAACGGUGUCUACCAAGUCCAUGGUAUUGCUAGCUUUGUGUCCUCCCUCGGAUGCAAUGCCUACUUGAAACCAACAGUGUUCACCAGAGUUUCCGCUUAUAUCUCUUGGAUUAAUGCUAAUGUCUAAACUGACCAGACAUGCCACAUCUCAGGACAUCUUAAAAAAGUUUCACUGAUACUGGAAUUUAAUUCAGUCAAUAACAUUCUAAUAAAGACACAUUUUUAUCA